Cyprinodon tularosa is the source of this 1649-nucleotide messenger RNA. RefSeq names its product alkB homolog 5, RNA demethylase (gene alkbh5). Gene Ontology annotation, cellular component: nucleus. The record is from RefSeq and is a predicted model, not a curated record. The transcript has 4 exons. The coding region runs from base 48 to 1124 and encodes 358 amino acids. Lineage: Eukaryota; Metazoa; Chordata; Actinopteri; Cyprinodontiformes; Cyprinodontidae. Gene Ontology annotation, biological process: mRNA export from nucleus; mRNA processing. Gene Ontology annotation, molecular function: oxidative RNA demethylase activity.
AAAAAAAAACGUUUUUGCAACACGGCGAUCAUAUUGUUUUGGUCGACAUGGCAGCCAGCGGAUACUCUGACCUGAGAGAGAAGCUAAAGUCCAUGACUCCGCACCGGGAUGACUACGGGAACAAAUUCCGGGCGAGUAACGGCAGCGAGAAGGGUCGAAAGCGGAAGUAUCGAGAGUCGGACGACGACGAAUACGAGCAUAGCGAUGACAGCGCUGACCUCCGGGAGCAGGAGGCCCGCCGGGUGAGGAGCAGCGUCCUACAGCGGAGCAUCUUCACCCCGGAGGAGUGCGGCCGCAUCGAGGAGAAGAUCGACGAGGUGGUCGCUAAAGCAGAGGCUGGACUGUACCGGGAGCACACGGUGGACAGGGCGCCCCUCCGAAACAAGUACUUCUUUGGGGAGGGGUACACGUACGGUGCCCAGCUGGAGAGGCGCGGGCCGGGCCAGGAGCGACUGUACCGCAAAGGAGAGGUGGACGAGAUCCCGAGCUGGGUUCAUGAGCUGGUGAUCGAGCGCCUGGUGUCCAACGGGGUGAUUCCUGAGGGGUUCGUCAACAGCGCGGUGAUCAACGAUUACCAGCCGGGUGGAUGCAUCGUGUCCCACGUGGACCCCCUCCACAUCUUCGCUCGGCCCAUCGUCUCGGUGUCCUUCUUCAGUGACAGCGCGCUGUGUUUCGGCUGCCGCUUCCAGUUCAAACCGAUCCGGGUGUCAGAGCCGGUGUUCGUCCUGCCUGUGAGGAGAGGGAGUGUCACAGUGCUCAGUGGCUAUGCUGCUGAUGACAUCACUCACUGCAUCAGGCCUCAGGACAUCAAGGAGAGACGUGCAGUAAUCAUCCUCAGAAAAACUAAACCCGAUGCCCCUCGGCUGGACUCUGAGAGCCCUUUAAGUUCGUCUCCUGCACUGAGACCCGCUCCUCUCAAAGCCAAGCGCUCUCAUCGAAAAGCAGACCCGGAUGCUGCUCACAGGCCAAGGGUCCUGGAGAUGGAUAAGGAGGAGAACAGACAUCCUUCACUAUCCCGCCAUCCUCGCCGCGGUGCCAGCUCAGAAAAUUACAGGAGCCGUGAUGAAGACCACGACAAACAUCAGGAGAGCUCAGGGCGCAAAGUCAAAAUGAGACGCCACUGAGCACCUCUUUGACACGCUUGUUCACUUACUAAAAUAUUUCUGCUCCUUUAUCUACGUCAGUAUUGUAACUUUUCUUAUGUUUCUUUGGUCAAUUGUUAUUUGAAUGGUCCAGUUUAUUCUGAUGCAAGAACCUCAGCUAGGUUUGAGUUUUAUUUGAGUCUAAAAAAUGUUUGUUUUCUGGCAGAUAAAACUGGCUUUUCUGCUGCUUAUGAUAAACCUCACCUUACUUACUAAAGUAAGAGUCUGUUGUUUAACAGUUCAGUUAGUUUAAAUUAAACAUUUCUUUGUUUAUGUAUUAAUAGAGGAUCGGAAAAGGCAUGUAUUUUUUCUACCUUGAAAACUAAAGGACAGUUGGACAUAUGGACCUGUACAGAAGCAAACCCAGGCUGUAAUCUAACCUCAUAAUGUACAAAUCAGCAGUCUUUAUUUGGGGGUUUUAUGGAGACCGAUCUUGUUUUUUGUGUUCUCUAUAUCCUUUCAAAUCCAUUACCUUUGCAUCAUGUCAAAUCUUUUCUUUUUACUUUU